Tachyglossus aculeatus (Australian echidna) is the source of this 2971-nucleotide messenger RNA. It is a transcript of the gene CAPN3, whose product is annotated as calpain 3. The transcript has 24 exons. The coding region runs from base 146 to 2587 and encodes 813 amino acids. Gene Ontology annotation, cellular component: cytoplasm. The record is from RefSeq and is a predicted model, not a curated record. Lineage: Eukaryota; Metazoa; Chordata; Mammalia; Monotremata; Tachyglossidae. Gene Ontology annotation, molecular function: calcium ion binding; calcium-dependent cysteine-type endopeptidase activity. Gene Ontology annotation, biological process: proteolysis; negative regulation of apoptotic process.
ACUGGGCCCCAAGGAGAACCCGGCUCCCGAGCGGAGGGCCGCCACUUCCUCUUCGCCGUCGCUUCCCUUCCGCGGGGCCGUUCCCCCUCGCUCCCGCAGAAGUCUCUGCCCUCUCCGCCGCCGCCGCCACCGCCUCCGGCCCGCCAUGCCGGUAGUCAUUGACCCCGUCGUGGCCCGGCAGACGGGCACCACGCCGGCCCCCGCCCCGGCUCACAGCACCAGCACCGAGGCAGGGGGCCAGGGCCCCGGGGGGAUCUACUCGGCCAUCCUCAGCCGGAACUUCCCCAUCAUCGGGGUGAAGGAGAAGACCUUCGACCAGCUGCGGCAGACCUGCCUCGAGAAGAACGUGCUUUACCUGGAUCCCGACUUCCCUCCCGACGAGACCUCGCUUUUCUACAGCCAGAAGUUCCCCAUCCAGUUUGUUUGGAAGAGACCCCCGGAAAUCUGCGAGAACCCCCGGUUCAUCAUCGGCGGAGCCAACCGCACGGACAUCUGCCAGGGAGAUUUAGGGGACUGCUGGUUCCUGGCGGCCAUCGCUUGCCUGACCCUCAACGAGCGCCUGCUCUUCCGAGUCAUCCCCCACGACCAGACCUUCACCGAAAACUACGCCGGGAUCUUCCACUUCCAGUUCUGGCGCUACGGGGACUGGGUGGACGUGGUCAUCGACGACUGCCUGCCCACCUACAACAAUCAGCUCGUCUUCACCAAGUCCAACCACCGCAACGAGUUCUGGAGCGCCCUGCUGGAGAAGGCCUACGCCAAGCUCCACGGGUCCUACGAGGCCCUGAAGGGCGGGAACACCACGGAGGCCAUGGAAGACUUCACGGGGGGCGUCACCGAGUUCUUUGAGAUCAAGGAUGCCCCCCGAGACAUGUACAAGAUCAUGAAGAAAGCCAUCGAGAGGGGCUCGCUCAUGGGCUGCUCCAUUGACGACGGUUCAAACAUCACCUACGGGACGUCUCCUUCCGGCUGGAGCAUGGGGGAGAUGAUUGAGCGCAUGGUGAGGAAUAUGGAUAAUUCCCGGCUGAGGGACGACGACCUCGACCCCCGAGGCUCAGACGACAGGCCGGCCCGGACCAUCGUUCAGGUGCAAUAUGAGACACGCAUGGCCUGUGGGCUGGUCAAAGGUCACGCUUAUUCUGUCACUGGGCUGGAUGAGUCGCCGUUCAAAGGGGAGAAGGUGAAACUGGUGCGGCUACGCAACCCCUGGGGCCAGGUGGAGUGGAACGGAGCCUGGAGCGACGGCUGGAAGGACUGGGGCUUUGUGGACAAGGAGGAGAAAUCCCGGCUGCAGCAUCAAGUGACGGAGGAUGGGGAAUUCUGGAUGUCGUACGAAGACUUCAUGUACAACUUCACCAAGCUGGAGAUCUGCAACCUCACGGCCGACGCGCUGGAGGCCGACAAGCUCCAGACGUGGACGGUGUCCGUCAACGAGGGCCGCUGGGUACGGGGCUGCUCGGCCGGAGGCUGCCGCAACUUCCCCGACACGUUUUGGACGAACCCCCAGUACCGCCUGAAGCUCCUGGAGGAGGACGACGACCCCGAGGAAACCGAGGUGGUCUGCAGCUUCCUCGUGGCCCUGAUGCAGAAGAACCGAAGGAAGGACCGCAAGCUGGGGGCCAACCUCUUCACCAUCGGCUUCGCCAUCUACGAGGUGCCGAAGGAGAUGCACGGAAACAAGAAGCACCUGCAGAAGGAUUUCUUCCUGUACAACGCCUCGCGGGCUCGCAGCAAGACUUACAUCAACAUGCGGGAGGUGUCCGAGCGGUUCCGGCUGCCCCCCAGCGAGUACGUCAUCGUGCCCUCCACCUACGAGCCCCACCAGGAGGGCGAGUUCAUCCUCAGGGUCUUCUCCGAGAAGAGGAACCUCUCCGAGGAUGUGGAGAACACCAUCGCCGUGGCUCGCCCUUCGAAAAAGAAAAGACACAAGCCCAUCAUCUUCGUGUCCGACAGAGCAAACAGCAACAAGGAGCUGAGCGUGGACAAGGAGGCGGAGGACGAGGCGGGCUCUGGAAAGCCAGAGAAACCCUCCCAGCCGGCCCCGGCCCACGCGGACCAGGAGACGGACGAGCAGAAGCAAUUCCGGAACAUUUUCCGGCAGAUCGCCGGCGACGACAUGGAGAUCUGCGCCGACGAGCUCAAGAACGUCCUCAACACGGUCGGCAAAAAGCACAAGGACCUGAAGAUGGACGGCUUCACGCUGGAGUCCUGCCGCAGUAUGAUCGCCCUGAUGGACACCGACGGCUCCGGGCGGCUCAACCUGCAGGAGUUCCACCACCUCUGGAAGAAGAUUAAGAGCUGGCAGAAAAUCUUCAAACACUACGACACGGACCACUCGGGCACCAUCAACAGCUACGAGAUGCGCAAUGCCGUCAACGACGCAGGUUUCCACCUCAACGCGCAGCUGUACGACAUCAUCACCAUGCGCUACGCGGACAAGUUCAUGAACAUCGACUUCGACAGCUUCAUCUGCUGCUUCGUGCGACUGGAGGGCAUGUUCAGGGCUUUCCAGGCCUUCGACAAGGACGGGGACGGCCUCAUUAAGCUCAACGUGCUGGAGUGGCUGCAACUCACCAUGUACGCCUGAGCCCGGCCCGGCCCCACCACACCACCGGUCCACGGCUCCCCACCUCCGGCCGGGCCCCAGAGAGCCGGUGCCCGCGGCCCACGCGUGAAGGCCGGCGAUCCUUCUCGCCCCCCACGGCCAAGCCACUGGACGGGCACGUCCGGGGGCGAGAGCCGGGUCCUCUCCGUCUCUCCUGCAUUGCUGCCGUGGCUCCGGCCUUUGGAGGGUGGGAAAGCCGGGCCUGUUGUGACCAGAAGCCCCCCCGCCCGGCCAACACCCUGUAGACCUGGAGGAUAAGGGGGCGGGCAGGGAGGGGAGAUGGGUGGCAUGACGCACACCCAGUUUCUGACCCUGCCCACCUCGCCUCACCGGGGGAUUGGCGUUAAUAAAGUCUCUCUCGGCUUG